Cuculus canorus (common cuckoo) is the source of this 11870-nucleotide messenger RNA. It is a transcript of the gene TRABD2B, whose product is annotated as TraB domain containing 2B. The record is from RefSeq and is a predicted model, not a curated record. Gene Ontology annotation, biological process: negative regulation of Wnt signaling pathway. Lineage: Eukaryota; Metazoa; Chordata; Aves; Cuculiformes; Cuculidae. Gene Ontology annotation, cellular component: organelle membrane. The coding region runs from base 65 to 1639 and encodes 524 amino acids. Gene Ontology annotation, molecular function: metalloendopeptidase activity; Wnt-protein binding. The transcript has 7 exons.
GAUCCUAGAAAUCCAAAAAGGCUCAUCUGGGAAGGAGAGAGAGAGGAAAGCGAGAGGAAGCGGGAUGCAACUCAACCUGACGCUGAUCUGCUUCGUCUUCGGGGGGUUCCUCCCCGACGCCGCGGCCCGGCGGGAGCAGAUGGACACGGGGCAGUGCGACCUGCCCCGCUCGCAAGGAGAGCUCAACUCCUUCUUAUGGACCAUCCGCCGUGACCCCCCCGCCUAUCUCUUCGGCACCAUCCACGUGCCCUACACACGGGUGUGGGACUUCAUCCCCGACAACUCCAAGGCAGCCUUCCAUGCCAGCUCCAGCGUCUACUUUGAGCUGGACCUCACGGACCCCUACACCAUCUCUGGGUUAGCCAGCUGCCAGAUGCUGCCCCACGGGGAGAACCUGCAGGACGUGCUGCCCCGGGAGCUGUACCGCCGCCUCAAGCGGCACCUGGACUACAUCAAGCUGAUGCUGCCCCACUGGAUGACCCCAGACCAGCGAGGCAAGGGACUCUAUGCCGACUACCUCUUCAAUGCCAUCGCUGGCAACUGGGAGCGCAAGCGGCCUGUCUGGGUGAUGCUUAUGGUGAACUCCUUGACGGAGACAGACAUCCGCUCAAGAGGAGUGCCCGUGCUUGAUCUCUACCUUGCUCAGGAGGCUGAGAGGAUGAAGAAGACAACGGGUGCAGUGGAGAGGGUGGAGGAGCAAUGUCACCCACUGAACGGGCUCAACUUCUCCCAGGUGCUGUUUGCUCUAAACCAAACUUUGCUCCAACAUGAAAGCCUCCGAGCAGGUAGUUUGCAGGCCCCAUAUACCACUGAAGAUCUCAUCAAGCAUUAUAAUUGUGGAGACCUGAAUGCCGUCAUAUUCAACCAUGACACUUCUCAGGUCCCUAAUUUCAUCAACACAACACUCCCACCCCAUGAGCAGGUGACGGCUCAGGAGAUAGACAGCUACUUCAGACAGGAGCUCAUCUACAAGAGAAAUGAGAGAAUGGGGAAGAGAGUGAUGGCACUUUUAAGGGAGAACAGAGACAAGAGCUUCUUCUUUGCCUUUGGAGCAGGUCACUUCCUGGGUAACAACACUGUGAUUGAUGUACUGAGACAAGCAGGAUUUGAAGUGGAGCACACCCCUCCUGGACAACCAAUUGGAAAUGCAAGGACGACAAAGACAAGCCCAGCCUUGGAAGGAUCCCCAGCAACAGCCCUGCCUGCUGUCCAGCUUUCUGAGCAGGUCCCACUGACUUCUCCUUCCCUGAAGCCCCUGCAGAUGGAUGAAGAAGACAGCCUGUCUCCUCACCUCCUGUUGCCAGACAGCAUCAGCCAGCUGGAAGAGUUUGGCAGACAGAAGAAAUGGCACAAGAAGCAGCACAAACACCAUCGCCAGAGGCAGUUCAAUGACCUCUGGGUUCGGAUAGAAGACAGUACCACCACGUUGCCUUCCUAUAUCAGGAUAACCAAUGGCUACAUCACAGUCAAACCUCCCAUUUGGAUUUCAAACCGACUGGAUCAGAGACCACGUUCAGAUCACCCAUCCCAGCCUCAGCCUACAAGCUCAGCUUCAGCCAGUGUUUUAUGGCCAUCAAUAACUUCUCUUCUCUGCGUGGCCAUAGCUUCUUUUCUCCUGAGUCUACUGCAGCCUUCCUGACCACGUUAGUAGCACGUGCAAUCCCUUGGAAUAGAGAAGAGAGAUAAUUUAUGAACAAUUUGGAGGUUAUGACAACAACAAUUGCAAACUGGACCUUCUCAGUGAAUCAGUAGUGCCUUCUAGCUGAUUUUGUCUCUUUGCCCAGAUACAUUUUGAAACUCUAAAGCUUUAUCGUAACACUAACUUACAUCUUCUUUUUGUAGAAGGAUCUUUAUUUCCCAUACUGCUAUGGGGUUUUGUAAAAUAUACAUGUUCAUAUAAAGAAAAACAAAAAGAAAAAGAAAAAAUGUAUUUAUUCAACUGGUAAACUUAUUUUUUCUUGUGUAUAUGUUAAUAACAUCCCUAUUAAUCAGUAGCGAUGGUGAAACAGAUAAAUUAAUAUUUUCUAUAUUUGUUUUCUAACUGACAACUCUGCAAAUGUCUGAACUGACACCAAAUGAAUGGCUUCUUUGUUUCUUUAAACAUUACUUUUUACAGAAACUGUCCUAUAAGUACAAAUCUGCUGAACUUCUUAAUUCUACUUGUUUUUAAUACUAUUGGCACAGCUUACACUGAAUAAAGCAGAUUCUGCUCCUCUGUGGCCUAUGCUUACUAGAAAAAUAGGUGCAUUCUUAACACAAGUUAGCUGCUACAACCUAAAAUCCCAGUUAUAUUUAUAUGACUUAGUAAGUCAUGAGUCAAAAUAGCCUUCUCAGUCCUUCUGUUGUCUUUGACUCAGCUAUUUAACUUCUUUGGAGAUUACCAAUUUCUCUCUUUGCCCUGGGAUUAAUUCGUUAGCUAACACAGAUUAAGACAACUUUUUCUUAAUAAAAAAAGUGCUGUCGAAGUCUGGAUUAAUCCCACUGGAGUUAUUUUCUUCUCUCCCUCAUCUUAUCUAAACACAAGCUUACAACCUUUCCCAGCAUAAAUGAGAACAGAACUUGGUCUGUCUGUAGGAUAUAAGGAUCUAGUAUCCUUCUAAUCCAAAGAACUUCUUUGUGCUGGUUGUAUUAAUGCAGAUGGACAACCCUAAGGUGAAAAAGCAUCUAUAAAUUCUUCUGCAUCGUUCUAUUGUCAUGUUUAGAGCUGGUAUCUCACUGCUGAAUUAUGACUUCUCCAGAAUCUGUUUAAGACCACAGGAGCCAAAUUAACCCGUGUGUCGUAGAGAUGUACAGAACUUUUCCUCUGUUUGUAGACUAUGGUACUUCUGUUGACUUAGAUGGGAAAAUUGUGAUUCCGUACACAGAAAAAUUUGCUCCUUCUCCAAGCAGCUACUUUUCAUCAAUGUGAUGGACAACAUCUAUUGGGGGGGGAGGGAACAAACAAAAAACCCUUUCCAUCUUAAAAACUUAUUUUUAACAAGGCAUGUUGAUUCCCUCCGCAACAAAACAUGCUAAAAAAUCCCUUUGGAUGCAAUCGUUUCAACCAGAAAAUUAAAUUUAGUUGAAAGAGUGUUUUUCUUUCUAAGUAAUCUGCAAACCAAAACCCCAAAAUAUGUGAUGAAGACAUCUUAAUUAAAAAAGAAGGCUCAAAAACCAGAAAAAUAAAAAGCAAACAUUUCUUUAUGAAAAAGCAGUGCUUUUUCACCUUGGAAAAAAUAUCAGGUGAUAAUGGUUAAUGAUAAUAGUAGUUCUGAUUGAAGUCUGACUGAAAACAGUCGUAUCACUUUCCCAUCAGCCCUGCAGCAUGGUCUCCAGGACUGGAGAGAUGAUUCCAUGCAAGCUUAAAGUCUUUGCAGUGAGAGACAAUUUAGGAUUCACUGUUUGUUUGCCACUGUACCAGUUAAUUCAAGAAAGAAGGCUAGAAAAGAAAUAGACAACAAAAAGCAGAGUUUUAUUUUAAAGCACGAUGCAAUGCUGAGCUUUUCCAUCAUGCAUCCCAACCCACUGUAUUCUAGAAUUUGCCAGGGAGGAUACAGUUAAACUGUUCUUGACUUACUGCACACACUGCGACCUUCAGUCGUUUCUCUGUGUUUGACAGAAUGUGGUGUAGAGUUGUGGUCUGUUUCAGUGGGUACAGCAACCAGUGCUAAAAGUGACCCCUGGUUUUUCCAAGCACAACAGUUGAUAAGGCUGAAUGGAAAACGAUGGGCUUUGCACCAAAUGUGAGCUUUGAGCACACUCUCUGCAUACUUCUAUAUUGUGUAUUUUGGCUAGCAGAAGAUUAGAGAUGUUAGUUUUGGACAGAAGCCAUUCACCUUGCAUAAUAUUUAUUGCACGGAGCUGGAUAUUGGAAACUUAUUUUGAGAACUUACACUUCAGUUUUCUUUGAGCUAUUUCCCUAAAAAUGCCUUCAUUUGAAUAUAAUGGCUUAACAGACCUUCAAACUCAACCUUAAUGCAUUUAAAAAGAUUAUUGGUUCUCCUGCAGUAUUCAAGAUGGAGAUCAGAACUGAAUUAUAAUGUAUUAGUCACAGAAAUGGGACUGGAAAUAAGGCAGGCAAAUCUUAAGGGUGAUGAUAAGUUACAUAGUAAAAGUGAACAGCCAAUGGACUAAAACUUACUGAAUUUUAUUUGUUGUAAUUUGAUAGAAUCCAGAAAUGAUUCUGUGGUACCACCCCAGAAAUAAUUCCAGGUGUUGGCGAACUUACAGUAUAAAUAGAGAAGACCACAUAAAGAUAAGGGAGAGAGAAAAGAGCAGAAAACAGAAACAACUUGUCCAAGACCAUAAGGAAAACCACCAAUAAGACCAAGAUUAGAAAUUACAAUUUUACAGUUUCCCAACCUGUGGCUUUCUCCAUAAGCCUCUGGGGCUUUUUUGACUAUUAGAAGGACACAGAUAUCUCCACACUCACGGCUGUCGUUAAUAUUGCACAAAGUAGUCACUGCAUUUGCUGCUGAUGAGGGGUUUUUUUCUUCAGAGUCACUUGUCCGCUGGACAGUAAUGGUCAAUAUUCGUUAGCUCAGAUAUCAUGGUACGUUUGGCUAUCACAGUAUGUAAAUAUCUUGGCUAUCAAAGUAUGUUUUGGUGCAUUUGCAUUUUGUCUGUAAUUCCUAUGAAAUGAAUGAAUGUUCUGGUCACCGAACUUCCCUUGUGCUGGUGCCCUGCGUUUGCUGUAGCUCAGUGCAGGUGUCAAAGCGAAGGUUCCCUGGCUUUGAGAAGACCUGACUUCUGCUGGCUAAAAGCAUCUAGAUCACCCAGUCUUGUGGUUAGGGGAGAAGACACAAAAUAAAUGUGAGAUUGAGUAGCUUUCUGUAGAUCCUAGCUCAGGAACCCCACAUGAAUGGCUCCAGCACAGUUCUCUACGCAAACAUUUCUUGUAUUCUGUUGUCUUACCCUAAGGUAUGGCGUAGGGUAAUUUUUUUCAAUACCUGGUAUGUAAGCAGAGCAAUACUAAAAACUGAGACCCUCACUGUGAUUGAUAAAAUAGAUUAUUUAUUAAUCAGCUACAGCAGUCCAGUAUUAAGCAAAAUACACUAAUACUGGUUAGCACAGAUUUACACAUAUCCAUUGCGAUCAAUCAUGAUUAUAUUCACCAUAAAAGUGCACAUCAACUUUGAUACAUGCUCGUGAAGUAACACUGACUGUCAGCUUCAAGGGACUUCUUCAGUUUUCUCUGUGAGUUUCUUAGAAAACUGCAAACCGACUGUAAUUCCAAGGAGCAGGACAUUUAACAAAAAAUAUUCGUACUUGCUACACCGAUGUUACUAUUUACCUCUGAGAAACGAAAUCAAGAGGGUGUAGAUUGCGUGAGAAACACAAUCAAGAGUGUCUAACAAUCAAGGACAUGAUUUGGGAUGAGUCCAAAGCUGAAUGUUCGUGAUUCAUCUUUCAGUGCAGCUACAACUGACACCAAUGCGAUUCACAUUGUAUGUAACUGUAACAUUAUAAACAAACGCUAAUUAUCUGCCAAGCUCUUGCCCUGGUGGAAUAAAUAUACCGUACCACCAGCAACAGAUCUAACUUCCACUCUUUCAUUGUUUUAAUGCCUUUCUUGCCUGUGUUUAACUAUGAAUGCUAUAUUAACAUGCAUUGCCACUUGGAGAGCCAGUUAAUAGACUGGGACAGAAGGUAUUUUAUAUUAACUGAUGUACUUUCUCUGCAAUCCUUCAGACUGUUGAAUAAUGCAAUACCUCUUCUGGCAAUAAAUGAUGAACAUGAUUUAUGAUAACUAUGCUUUAUACAGGUGUCAAAAAUCUGUUUUGUUGAACUUCCCCUCCGAUUCCUCCAAGCUCCAUUGUAAUUUAGGAACACCCAAGGUACAGAGCUGUAUAUUUAUCUAAGUUCUUCAAUAUACAGUUGUGGAGAGGGAGAGAGAUGGAAAGAGGGAGAACCUAAUCUAUGUUUAGUGCAAUGAUUACUCGAAUGAUAUGACCCAGUCACUACCAUAUACCACUGUUAAGGAGGAAUUUCCCAUCAUGUAUUUAUGUAGAGAAACCAAGUGCCAAAGUUAUUAUCUCAGAAUAAAUGUUAUCAUUCCAGACUUUGCUUAGCACCAUAUUUCUAUAUUAUAUCCAGAAUGCAUAUGGGCUUGUCAUAUCUCUGAACUGGCCGGUGUUCCGUGGUGUGUGCCAAAGUUUAGCUUCAAUUUAAGCUUGUUUCAGCUUAGCUGAAGAAGAAAAAUAAUUGCCUGAUUUUGAGACCAUAGGGUGUACACACACGUGUGUGCACACACAUGAAUGUGUCUCUGUGUGUGUAUGCACACAUGCACAUGCACACAGCUUUUCCUGUGACCUUUUUCAGAGGCACCGUAGCCUAGCUAAAGGCAUAAAGGUCUUUCCAAUUAGUCGUCAGUACAGGAAUGAUUAACCAUCCUGCAGAUCCAUGCUCACACUGUAUUUUUUAGAUUGCAUGUUUGUCAGUUUUCAAUUCAAAUGUAUUUCAAAUAUUUUUUCCUGUUCCGCCUCCUGCUUUUGUGAACUGUUUUGAAGAGUGUACUAAAAAGAUGCUUUCUAAUAUUAUUUUGUCAAAAUAUUUUUGUAGCAUAAUAUAUUAAUAAAAUGUUAUUAUAAAUCCAUAGCACAAGAAUCUUGCAUGUCUAGGUUCUUUCCUUUGCACUAAAAGCUAGGGAAUCACUGAAAAGGGGGAACAUUCAGUCAGUAGAACUUAGGUGUGCUGCUUUCCUUUUGCCCAAGACCAAGAUGGGGUAAAGGAAGUCAUGUUCUAGGGAAAGUUCCUCAUAAAAUGAUAUGAUUUUGUCAAAGCCAUUCCUGCAGUCAUUUGGAGAAUCUACAUACCUUUUUAUUGGUGAGAAGUCGCUGCCUCUCGUGUGUAACGAGUUCAUCUGGAGCAGCCUCAGCCUUUGAUUGACUGUCAAACUUUGUGAUCUUAGCGGUCUUUUCCAACCUUAAUGAUUGGAAGACACAUGUCACUCAAAAGAAGCCACAUGGUUAUUGUCAUGGCAUAUUUUGAGUGGUGCCUAGGAAGAAGGAAAAGCUCCUAACAGUAAGGGAAGGACCUGGAGGCUGAGCUUGCCUCUACCAUUUCAAAGGUUCAGUGGUAAAGCCUUUUUGAGGAUUUGGAAGGAUGGGUGAAUGAAGGAGCAGGGAUCUUGAAGGACAUUGACCUGAAUUCUGGGAGGAGAAACUGCUAUAUGGAUGAGACUGAGGCAGAGGGAGAGCUUUGAUGUGUUUUAUUCUUAUAUCUACUCAUUUGCAUACUGCCCAGGGUAGUACAUGGUGGGUCCCACAGCCUUUGGGACACCCAUGGUGGCAGGCAGGACCACAGCUCAAGGAUGGAGUGGGAUGAUCACAUGGAUACCCAGAAAGUGAUCCAUGGGGCUGACAGUGGCAUUGCCAACCUGGCAUGGCUUAACACAAGUAGUCCACUCUGUGCCACAAGCUGAUGCACCUUCCCAUCCCAGGCAGCAAGGAACAGGCAGGAGAACACCCUGACGACCUCUGCAGAAUGCUAUUUUCUGCAGAGUCUGGACUUUUGUCAGCCUGAGUAAAAGUAGAACAAAGCUCUUCCCGUUUAACAACUCCCCAUCCCUCACUACUAAAUCCAUUUUACCUGGAUAUGUAUGGUUGUAAAGCAACAUUGCAAGCCAUGGAACUACACCAGCAACUUUAGUUACUGCAACUGCUGUUAGUCCUCAAACACUGCCCCGGGAAGCACACAACCAGUUCUCACAUGGAGCAGCAGAGCCAGUCUUUGUGCUCUAACUAGCUGGGUGGAAAAGCCCAAAUGAAGCAUCCAUGUUCAUUCCUGGUGGUAGUGGGGAGUGCUUUCUCCAGCGCAAACAGCUGGUGUCCUUCGAACCACUGUUGUUUCUGUUGGCAAAUAAAAUAAAUCUGGUACUGCAGCUCGGCUGGGAAUGAAGCAGAAGCUACCUCUCCACACCAAGAUACAGACGUAGAGAUUUACUCAUUUUUCUUGCCAUAUUCCUCUUUCUAGCAUCCAUUACCUUAUAGCUGACACUACAGACUUCUUGCUGAUCACAGCAUCAUUGUUUGUUUCUUAAUUAUGUGCUAAUAAUUUGCUUUUUUAACACACUAUUUUGAGAAGACUCCACCGGUGGAUUUUAGAAAUAUCCACCAAAGGAAAUGCAGCGUGAGGUACAAACACUUAAGCUGGUUUGAACUAAGCUGACCAUGGCAAAGGAAGGAUUUGCUUUUGCAGAAUAGGUGGAAACCUCUGUAAAAAUAUGAUGUAAAAAGAGCCCAUCUAUUAAAACACCAACCAGACAGUCAAAGUUGCUUGCCAUCUCAAUCUUUGGACUUGCAGCCAGUCCGGAGAGUCCUUGUGGUCCAGCUGUGGUCUUAACCCUAUCCCCACACUCCAUGUCCUGACCAGUCUUGCAUUGCCAGCUGGCCCUGCCCCUGGCCAGUCCCGGUGUUCCAAGCUCUUUUGCUCUUAAGGGUCUUGUUCAGCCACAGGUCUGAAAAUGCAGCCAGCAGAGCCAGAUACUGGCUCAGUGGUGCCGUUUGCUUAAGCUUCUCCUUCCCUUGACCUCUCUCUGUACUCCUAGACUGUUAUUGCAGCGUUUUACUCCAACUUGAGAUUUUCCUGUUUAUAGAUUUGCAACGGAAAGAAGGGAAGCUGUGAUGAGAAAAGUUCAGGGCAGACAUUUGGGUUUCACGUGGAAUAGCUUAGUAUCUGCAUGGCUAUCCAGCAGCCGAUCUCCUUUUUUGACCAGUGCUUUCUGGUUCCCAAACCACCUGAGUGCCACCCACAAGUGCUCCCUGCUCCGAGUGGGUUGGAAAGAGCAUUUAACUAAAUGAAGCCUCUGUGUGUGCUCCAUGUUUCAUUCUGCCCAGUGAUUUCCAAUCGUCUCAGCUUGCGAACUUCCAGUAUUGCACAGAGACUGCAGACCCUUGGUUGCACUUGCAACGCAUAUAACGAUUUUUUCGUAGUCUAUUGCUAACUGUAGAAUUAGGUCAGGGAUGCCCAAGAGACCAAGAUAUGUCCCCGAGUGCCUGCACCGAUCUUUGCUCCAGGUGAAGGAUGGACGCCUUCCGCAGAGCAGCUCAGCGCACAAGUGCCCAACUGCAGUCCACCACCAUUUAUUUAUUUGGUUGGGGGGUUAUUUUUCAUUUUAGCCAGUUUGCACUCAAAUUAAAAUGCAGAGUGUUCUUUGUCCCCUCUUCCUGGUGAGCAUUUAAAAGCAGGAAAAAAUCCAUCAGGAGAGCUUUUGCCUUUGGAAAUGUGAGGGGGUGUCAUUUUGUGAGCAGCAAACCUAGUGAAGUUUGGGGAGGGUCAGCACAUCUCUGCCCUCCACCCCACUGCAGAUUUGCCAGUAUUUAUUAACAAUUUAUAUUAUUACCUCUCCCUGAGCAAAAAUACUAAUAGACCUUCCCUGUUAUCUAUUGCCUGAUAUUUAUUCUCAUGAAACACAUAGAAAUUAUUAUAUUUGAGACCUCUGACUCCAUGAGAACAGUUUCAAAAAUUGCUGGCCAAGGGGCAGUUCCAGCACACCGCAAUCACAUAACUGUUAUCGGUUUAGAAAGGAGGCUCCAGUAUGACUUACAGGCAGAUAUAUUUGAGGCAGUGCAUAUAUAGGAAAAUACAUCAUUGCUUGUGCACUCGGUCAGGGCAGAGUUGUUUCUACUGCACCUGAUGUGUGGAGAGGCUGAACAUGUCAUACCAAGCUGGGGGGAAGUUAGAGUUCAGCUUAACAUUACGACAGUUCGUGCCUCUAGCUCCAGACUCACCCCAGAGAUGUGCCCAUCUAACAGAAGGAGAUCCAUAGCAUCUCCAGGGGCUCAGUUGGAGCAGGGGAGACCAAGAAGAAAUAUAUUAAAAGUUGGGUGUACAGGUGGAGCCAGAGGAAUUCCACAAAUCACAGAGGAUGUCCAAAGACAAAGAUAACCAGACAUCCACAAGUCUGCUGCAAGUAAUGGAAAACAUAGCGUGUGUUUAGAUUGCUAAAUAGCUGGAUGGUGGGAAUAUGAUUGCCUCAUUUCACCGAGGUCUCAAAAUAUAAACCACUGAAGCUUUACUGAGCAUUACAGAUUCUGUAUUAGUAUUUUCAAUAUACAGUUUCUCCCACCACAGGGAAGAGCUUUUAAAUAUUCCCCUAUAUAUUUACUGAGUAAGUUUCACGUACUGGGUUUUGGGAGGGCAGAUAGUAACAGUACCGCAAACAUGUGGACUGGGAUAAAAAGGUGCCCAGCAGCUCUCUUGCUAUACCUACAUCAGCCCAUGCCAUCUCGCGCACCUAAGGAUGCUCUUUGUGUGAGCACAGAACAUCUGAGGUGCACUGUUGUGUGAGAUUCAGGAGUUAGAACUUCAGAAUGAUGGGAUAGACCACAAGGCCAGGGUCCUCAUAUGGCCACCAUACUGUUACAGGUGUACAAAAAAGGAGUCAGGAUUCAAAACCCCAACAGGUACAACUUUGAGUUAAACAGUGCCUACACAACAGGCCAUAUACCUAACAAACCACUCUGCCUUCUCCCUAGGCUGGACGCGUGGUAAAGUGCGUUUUGUGUGCAGCUUUGUGGAGAGUUUGAGGCAACUUCUAGCCCAAAACAUUCCACUGACUGCCAUUGGCUUUGUAUUAAGUCCUGAACACCUGAUCCAUAUGGGCAGCAGGUCCCAAUCCUGCGACCUCAAACACCUCGCUCCACGGCAUGCCAGCACUUUGCUAGGUUGCACCUUUGGGUUCAAGCCAUCAUCCAAAGUACUGCACUGGUUUCCACAUUUAACAAGGAUACGGUACAAAAUGGCAAAAUCACACGGAGGCAAACCUCCAUCGGGCUGAUUUUCAGAGGAAUGAUAAUAAUAAUAACUGCAACAGUGAGUUAAUGCUAACAGCCCUCAUUCACACCUGGAGUUCCUUGCCUUCUUGGAAUGAAAUGCAGCUUGAACAAAGGGACAAAGAUAAUGUGAGAAAACAUCAACAACAGGCAGAUAAAGGUAAUGCAAAUGAAAGACAGAUGUAGGAAGGGAAGUGGGAGCUUUUUUCUUUGAUUUGCACAGGCCCUGUAUCUUUAUUGUCCUAAGGAAUAUCAGUUUGUUGUCCUAAUGAUAUAAGUUCUCCAGUCCUCCUGCGUGACUUAUGAUGCACCUUUUCUUUCUUCAUGUGAAAGCCAUUGGUUUUAAUUAUAACAUGAUGGAUACACAGCCCGAACUAUCUCUGUGUGGCUGAAUUAUUUCAACAGCAGUGCAGUAGGGCCCUUUUUCUUUCCAUGGAUCUCUGCAGCUGUUUGUCUUGGCAGGGAUAGGUUUGUCUCCAGCUUCAUCCUGUAUGAAGUCCUUUCCACCCACUCAAGUUAGCUACAGCAGUCACCUCAUUUUUAAUGGGAGCAUUAUUAUCUUCCAUUUUGCACUGGCAAAAAUAACUCUCAAAAGGGGAAGAGAGAGAAACUCACACCUACCCAUCCUUCUUGGACAAACUGUCUUCGUCCAAACUGUAGGAAGAAAACACUUCAAGGAAUUUACCAAGAGCAGUUUUUUUCUCUUAGCAACAGUCCAGGCCAAAAGUGGAUACGGAGUCUGUGAUAUCAUCUCUCAACCAGAAGGAUUCUCUUGAAGGCACAUUAGUUCAGUUUACGCAUGCAUUGCAAACACAAUAGUGGUGGUUGUGUGGUUGUACGAUGGACAAUGCUGGUUGUGUUCUCUGGCUGUGCAUGGGCCAAAUGUGGCCCUGAGGACAGGAUCCAACCCACACAAUGGCUUUAUCCUGUUGCUGCCUUUUCUUCCAAGGGAAAUACAAUCAGUUCGUGAAGAGCCAAACAUUGUUAUCUUGGCCCUGUUUGCAGCAAUGUGCAUCGAUCGUGAUCUGCCACUACUGAGUCCAUGAAGAAGGGCAGACAGAGACAUCUCUGGGGUUAGUUUUCCCAUCACUGAAGGUUUAAUGGUGACAGACCAAC